GAUGAAUAGGAUGUUUAGGGGGAGGACCUGUCCUAGGUUUACUUACUUUUAGUGGUGGUGGAGUGAUCAACAAAGUCAACUAGUCAACCAAGAAGGGCAAAAAAAACAGAAAGAAAAGAAGAAAACCAUUCUGGCAGGCUUGGCAGCUGUACACUUUAUUACAGACUUUGCGACCUAUAAAUAAAUCUUCUCAAAGUAAACCAAAGAUUCCUCCAAGAGUACUGGCAGCUAGGUAGAAAGCAAAAUAAGACAUCAAAGAUCUCAAAUAAAAUGGCAGAAACGAGAAUCAUGAUCAUGGUGAUAAUGGUUUUAGUCCUGAUUUUGGGUGAUCAUCAGGUUACAAAUACAGUUGAUGCAGCAAGGCCAAAUGCGGCAGUGUGUAAAUUGGAAAGGAGGCUGCUGGUGAACACCUGCAAGCCGGUGCUGUACGGAAAGCCACCGUCCUCCAAUUGCUGUUAUCGGAUCAGGGCCACCCAUUUCCAGUGCAUUUGCUCUGUUAUCACUCCCAAAUUGGCCGCCCUGAUCGACGUCAAUCGGGCGAUUCGCCUCGUCGAAGGUUGCGGGAAGCGAGUCCCGCGUCACUUCAAAUGUGGCAGUAUCACUACGCCUUGAAAUUAAUUUUCUUUCGAUGGCAGAUGAUGGAUUCCUAGCUGAUCUGGAGAUCUUUAAUUUCUUUAGGCGAAAUGUCUCCGUUUUAACUCUGUGUUUUGAUUUGGUUUCGUCUAUCAUCUGGAUGUAAUUGAAGCCUUGGACUUCCUUUGUACAAUGUUAAUCCUACUUGAUUAUAAAAUCAUGUUUGCUGUAUUGAAACAUUUAAAUAAUUGAGAGUUUUAUUUUGGGACGAAAAAGGGUCUUUUAUUUAGAUUUAGGUUGAACUGCUGAAGUUCUUAUGUUCUGAUAAGCCAUUGUUGAGUAAGUAUUUUCUAGGAAAUAUGAUAAUGGCUUUGCUUAGUGCUGAUGGGCUGGAUGUCCAAAUGUUGACCCAAAAAGUACACGCGCAGAUCUCUAUGGUGUUACCUUGAAGCUAGGAGCUGUCCUUUUUUAUUGUUAGUUUAGAUGGGAUCAACCGAUCGACAUCAAUUUUAUGAUUUUAUCCCCACCAUAUAAAAUAAUUAGUUUUAGAACCUUGAAAAAUCACUACUUUUACCCUUUAAUGAUAUUCUUUUUUUCUAGUGGUAUGUUUAUACAUGAAUAUUUGGAAGAAUGAAUAAAAUCAUGACUAUACCCAUGACAAAAAUUCAUAGCAGAGUUCUUUACAGUCUCUCUUGUAUACCAUAUGAUUCCAAUUAAAAAUAUGUCUUGUAUCCAAGACCAGAC
This is a messenger RNA of Oldenlandia corymbosa var. corymbosa, 1317 nucleotides long. NCBI's taxonomy places the organism in Eukaryota, Viridiplantae, Streptophyta, Magnoliopsida, Gentianales, Rubiaceae. The record is from the annotation of a GenBank genome assembly.